This is a messenger RNA of Arxiozyma heterogenica, 1650 nucleotides long. RefSeq lists its product as uncharacterized. NCBI's taxonomy places the organism in Eukaryota, Fungi, Ascomycota, Saccharomycetes, Saccharomycetales, Saccharomycetaceae. The transcript has a single exon. The record is from RefSeq and is a predicted model, not a curated record. Bases 1 to 1650 code for a protein of 549 amino acids.
AUGUCAAAUAGAAAUUCCUUAGAGGCUAACAUUACUAAUAUAAUUUUUAACACCUGUCAAAUUAUUGUUUCUAAAAUUAAUGAUACAAUUGGAUUUACACCGCAUUUUGUUUGUGAGAUUAAUGGCCCUUACUAUCCAUAUUUUAGAAAAUUAAUUAAUUUAGUGAAUCCCAAACAAUCAAAAAGAAUACAUUUACAAUUAUAUGCGCUGAAAAUAAAUAAUAAUUCAAAAGAAAUCAAAUCACAUAAAUAUGUGGAGUUUUCAAAAGAAACUGUGCUUGAAUACGGGUUAAAAAAUGUUAAAACACCAUCGGUUGAAGAGAUAAUAGAAGUUAAAAAAUUUCAAUACUCUUUAACGAAUAGAGCUAACAAUAAAGAAUUAAAAACAAUGGAAAAUCAAACAAAGUAUCAUUCCUUCGAUGAAAAUAUUGUUAAAUAUAACAACAAUACUCGUUUUGAGUUACAUUUCCCAUAUCCUGUCUCUAUAGAGCCAUCCCUUGAUAUAAAGGAAGAAAGUGACUGGGAUUCUGACAUGGAACUUGGUGGAUGGAUUAUCUCAAAUAAGGCUAUUACACCUGAUUCUGAUCCACCAUUCCAUCAAUAUACUAAAAAGAGUAGAAAACACCAGAACAAACAGAAUUUUUCAAUGAACUAUGAUAAAUAUUGGCAUAGAGAAAAAUUGGAAAAAAAGAGAGUAAAUAGAAAAAAAUUCUAUUGUAAGGAAAACCAUUAUGUAGCCAAUAAUUUACAUUUCAAUAAUUACAACAGAACACCAAUAGACAGAAAGAAAAAUGAAGAAAUUGAAGGAUUAAUUGCGGCAGCUAUUAUUCAAUCUGAGUUAAGAACCUCAACUGUAUCACCUUCUCAACUAACCAAAAAUAAGAAGCAACGAUUGGGAGAAACAUCCAGUUUUAUUAUCUUAAAUCAUUGUGAUUACAAAAAUCUUAGAAGAAUUGAAGAAGUUACAUUUUUACUAGUUUUUAGUAUAUUAAAUGGUGUUUUAAAUUUUGAAAAAUGUAUUAUGCAAGCUUCCAAAAACAUCAGCGCAAAUGUUAGAAUAGCCACAGAAAAUAGGCAAGCUUACACAAUCCAUAAUAUUAGUGAUAUAAUUAAUAGCAGUCCCUGCCACUUACAUCGACUUUUUACAAAAUUUACUGGAAUCACAUUGAAGGAUUAUGAAAAUCUUUGUUUAGAAUUUUUAAAUACUAAUCAUAACCAUUUCAAAUUACUAGGUGAUAAUAUUAAUUUGUGGGUUAAAGAAUUUAAAGGUUCACUGAAUUUUGAUCUGAUAUUUUCAACUUUUAUUAGCAGAAAAUACAAUUACACAAAAUUUUUGAGUGAUGAUCCUCAAAAAAAAUUUAAUUCCUGGUCUUUAUAUUUAUUAUUACCGGGAACUGAAGAAGCAAUAUUUAGAAACAAAGUUCUUUUAAAUCCUCCACUGUUACCAAGUAGUAGGAUUAACCAUAAACAAAGAAGACUACGAGAAAAAAAAGGUGGUAACAGUGGGCCCAAUCAAUUCCGAAUCUCAGUUGGUCCCUUGAGGAAAAAGAUAAGAGCAGAAAUCUUGGACACACUUUUUGUAAUAGACACUUCAACUUCGUGCAACACUAGAUUCCAAUUCAACAUAGAAAAACUAUUUUCUAAUUGUUAA